This is a messenger RNA of Tremella mesenterica DSM 1558, 390 nucleotides long. RefSeq lists its product as uncharacterized. Bases 1 to 390 code for a protein of 129 amino acids. Lineage: Eukaryota; Fungi; Basidiomycota; Tremellomycetes; Tremellales; Tremellaceae. The transcript has 6 exons. The record is from RefSeq and is a predicted model, not a curated record.
AUGACCUUUGGAAACCAGAUUAAAUGGACAGAGAUCUCGAGGGGCGGAGGAUGUGUCGGGUCACUGCUCAGUUGGGUUCACAGUGGUCUCACACGGGUACGUCGGGGGGCGUUGAAGAGUAAUGGUCGCGAUUCGGAUGAAAAUGUUGUCAUGGUGGCACGGUAUCCCAUCUACCGGAACAAGACGGUACGCGGUACGGCGACGUCCAUGGGACGGACGAAGGCGAGAGAGGUGGAGGGACCUCUUGCCGAAGGCCGGCAAGGAGGAUAUCAGAGUGACGGACCCAAGCUUAGACCUCUCGCCUUGGCGGCAGGCCUGGAGCGGAUCUGCGAGAAUUACCAGCCCGAUCUGCAAUGUACACUUCCCGAAUGGUCCGAUGGCUCUUUGUGA